UUAAUUAUCAAAGAAAUAUUUAUUGUUUUUUAUAUUGAAAAAAAAAGAAUUGGAGGAAAAGAAAUUUGAAGAAUCGACAAUUUUUGUGUCCGUUAGGUUAUGCCGGUUUGUCACUUUGUCAUCGGGAAAUAAAUAAACAAAAUACAUAUACGGGCAAGCCCUUUUAAUUAAUACAGAAAUAAAAAUGGACGAAGCUUUAGUGACACCAUGUGCAUUUAAAGUGAAAUUUGCUAAGCAAAUUUAUCGAGUUGAAUUUUCUCCAUACGAAUGGUCUCAACAUGUAAUUUGCAUAGCAUUGGACCAGGAAAUUGUUGUAGGAACAGUAAAAUUUCAGGAAGAUGACGACGUUACAGAAGAUGUUGUUUACACUCCAUUAAGAACAUUUCAUCAUGAAACAAGAGUUCAUGCAAUUGCUUGGAGUCCUGAAACAUCACUUACUCUUGUACCAAAAAUCGUUACAUUUUGCGUAGCCGGUGCUGAUUUUAAAAUUCGACGAUACAAUAGCAAUUUGAGCGAUAAAAAUACUUACGAGGUUUUAGAUGGACACAAGGACUAUGUGAAUGCAAUUUCUUAUGAGCCAGAAGGCGAUUUAUUGGCAUCAGUCUCCGAUGAUCAUACAUGUAAAUUAUGGGCAGUCAAAGAGAAUGAGCAAAAAUGUAUUUCAACAUUUUGUCUCAAUUCACCUGGUGUCAGUGUAUGUUGGCAUAAUGAGGAAUCGGGAAAAUUACUUGUGGCAGAAAAAAAUGGAUUAAUUCGAAUGUUUAAUGUAAGAAGUCAACAGGCAAUAAUGUCACUUGACGCUGGUACUGUUCCACUAUCAUCAGCCGAUUGGGGUCCAAAUCCAUUGAAAGUCAUUUGUUUAGGCGCUGGUGAACUUUUACUUUGGGAUGUUUCGAGACCGAGUCGACCAGUGGAAAGUCGUAAUCUUCACGUUGAAGGUGGAAUAAUGGUGAAAUUUUCAUUUGCAAGUGAAAAUAUUGUUGCAAGUAUUGGUCGUCCUGAUAAUUUAUUGAAAAUCACAAAUUUAAGUACAAAACAAGUGAUACUUUGUGGUAAAAUAAAACUUUUUGGUGGAAUGUCCUGGCAUCAAAGAUUGCCAUAUGUUUGCGUUGGUAACGAUAGAGAAUUACAAUUUUGGAAGAUAAACAAUAAAUAGCAAUUAGAAAUAUUUAAAAGUCCAUUGAGACUUUUAAUAAAAUAGAAAACAAAGAAA
Leptopilina boulardi is the source of this 1213-nucleotide messenger RNA. It is a transcript of the gene Nup37, whose product is annotated as nucleoporin Nup37. The record is from RefSeq and is a predicted model, not a curated record. The transcript is spliced from 6 exons. NCBI's taxonomy places the organism in Eukaryota, Metazoa, Arthropoda, Insecta, Hymenoptera, Figitidae. Gene Ontology annotation, molecular function: protein binding. Gene Ontology annotation, cellular component: nuclear pore outer ring. The coding region runs from base 185 to 1156 and encodes 323 amino acids.